This is a messenger RNA of Magnolia sinica, 1311 nucleotides long. RefSeq lists its product as uncharacterized. The transcript has 2 exons. The coding region runs from base 64 to 921 and encodes 285 amino acids. NCBI's taxonomy places the organism in Eukaryota, Viridiplantae, Streptophyta, Magnoliopsida, Magnoliales, Magnoliaceae. The record is from RefSeq and is a predicted model, not a curated record.
AUUUCAUUCCAAUUAAGAAUCAUAUCAAAAUCCUCCAAAACCCUCUCUAAUUCUCUUGUAGACAUGGCCUCCGAUGACACCAUCACCACCAUACGUUCAUCCAUCCAUGAUGAUGAUGAUGAUUUGGACGAUGAUAUUGAUGAUGACCACCACAACCAUCGUCACAACAUGUCUAGACUAUCCAUGUGUACCACCAACAUCAAACACUCCUUCUAUGAUGUUGAUGAUGAUGAUAAUGGAGUCCAUGAUAACGUGACGGUCCACAUGUCACAUCUGUCCAUCGACGACGACGGCUCGGAAGUCGAGGCUGACGGAGAGUUAUCGGACGAGAAGGACGGCAAGGAGGUGUCGAUCGAGUCCGUCGACGACUCCGAUAAAGAGACGGGCUGGCUUUCGCUCCCGGCGGCGCCUCGUCGGGCAAUUCGACGACGUGGGGGGGUCACGAAGAUGAACGUGGAGGCGACUAAGGAGUAUGCGAGCGAGAACGAGGCGAGGACUAGUCGAAGUAGAAGGAAGGAGUCGAGGAGAGUAAGAGAAAGAUGGUUAGAGAGAGCUUGGGGACUGAGAAGUAAACAAAAAGCAGCAAUCACUGAUGAAAUAGAUAACAAUCAAAGUGGAGAAAGCGAGUGUGUGGUAAUUGCACGGCCUAAAGGAGGAGAGAGAUGUUUGUGCAUGGACAUGGAUGAAGUGAAGGCAUGUAAGGAUCUUGGAUUUGAAUUGCAGCAUGAAUGGACAUUGGAGAUUCCUAGUAGAAUCUCCGGCUCGACGAUCGAUACCGAUAGUGGUGGGAAUUCUCCUAUGGCUAAUUGGAAGAUCUCUAGCCCUGGUGAUGACCCGAGGGAUGUAAAAGCUAGGCUCAAGGUAUGGGCGCAAGCAGUGGCACUCGCUUCCGCAACUCGCCUCACCUCGCCGGCUGACUGAUGACUUAAAUACACUUUCUAAACUCCCGCGUUAGAUUUUCGUGUGCGGGCUUUUCCUCAUUUUCUUCUCCACACUUUUGAGUGAUUUUUGAGAUUUGGGUGAAUGAGAAUUUCCACUGCCAUCUUCUCCCUGUAAAUAGUACUGAUGGAAGAUGAACAUGUGGAAAGAUGAGCGUCGACUACUACUACCAUACUAUGAAUGAGAAUUUCCACUGCCAUCUUCUCCCUGUAAAUAGUACUGAUGGAAGAUGAACAGGUGGAAAGAUGAGCAUCGACUGCUACUACCAUACUAUGACCAUGAAAAUUCCACAUGCAUACUCUUGUAUUGUGAUUGUUUUUGCAAUUUGUUGGAUCUCAUAUUGUCCUGAAAUAUCAUCGAGUAGUUACGUUA